Anoplophora glabripennis (Asian longhorned beetle) is the source of this 625-nucleotide messenger RNA. Its product is annotated as nuclear migration protein nudC-like. The transcript has 5 exons. Gene Ontology annotation, cellular component: cytoplasm. Gene Ontology annotation, biological process: protein folding. The record is from RefSeq and is a predicted model, not a curated record. The annotation marks the transcript as partial. Lineage: Eukaryota; Metazoa; Arthropoda; Insecta; Coleoptera; Cerambycidae.
CUCGCAGAUAGUAAUUAGUGCCUCGAGUAAAUCAAUUUGGUUUGCGUCAGUGAUUGUGCCAGUGGUAAGCAUUCAAGAUAUUAAAUCUUCUGGAAAUCUUCGAAUUCCAUUGAACGUGAACUUCAGGGUUAAACAGAGAGAUCUGGUAGUGAAUCUAACAAAGAGACAUCUCACAUGUGGAAUCAAAGGUCAACCUCCUAUAAUCGAUGAUGAUUUUCAAUAUGAAAUUAAAUUAGAAGAAUCUACAUGGGUCAUCGAAGAUGGAAAAUCACUAUUGUUCAACUUUGAGAAGGUAAAUAAAAUGAAUUGGUGGUCCAAACUAGUCAACUCGGAUCCUGAAAUCAGCACUAGGAAGAUCAACCCAGAACCAUCCAAACUAAGUGACCUUGAUGGAGAGACCAGAGGGCUAGUUGAAAAAAUGAUGUAUGACCAACGGCAAAAGGAAUUAGGUUUACCCACCAGCGAUGAACAGAAGAAACAAGAUGUGAUUAAAAAGUUUAUGGAGCAGCAUCCUGAGAUGGACUUUUCGAAAUGCAAGUUUAGUUAAAAAUUUAUGAAUUCGCUUUUUUAUAUUUUACCCUUCUGUAUUAUUGCCUUAACUUAAAUACACUUAUUAAAUAGUAAA